AUGUCUACCAACGUACACCUUAAAUUUCUGUUCUUGCUCUUCUUCUCAUCCUCCUUGUGGGAUUCACAUGCUCAACAUGUGCCUGGUGUUGCAGCUCAUAAUAGUCUCAAACCUGGCGAUACGCUCAAUUCCUCAAGUUCACUAAAUUCUCCAAAUGGGAGGUUCAUGUUGCGGUUCUACCUGUGGCCUGCUGCAUUUGGAACUACUAACUACACAUAUUUAACGAUUUUCAGAACUUCCGAUUUGCAUUUAGUAUGGUAUACAAGACAAGGUAUUCCAAUAACCAAUGAAUUUGACCUACUCACCCUGGAGAACAAUGCAGGAUCAUUGAAAAUCAGGCGCCAUUGUGACAAUCCUAUAGAGCUAUCCUCUUCUCCUCAACCUACCAAUAACACUCUGGCUUUUUUAUUGGAUUCUGGCAAUUUCGUCUUCAAUGAAGUGUACUCCAAUGGAUCUACGAAGCGGGUGUUAUGGAAAAGUUUUGAUUAUCCAGGGAAGGUGUUGUUGCCAGGUAUGAAAUUAGGGGUAAACCAGAAAACUGGUCAAAAUUGGUCACUCAUAGCAUGGUUAACUGACGACUACCCAGUUCCAGGGGCUUUCACUCUUGAAUAUUCGGGACACCAACUGAUCAUUCGGCGACGCGGCGUGGUUUAUUGGAAGAGUGGGGUCUUGAGAGGCAACGAAUUUGAGAAUAUUUCACCAAAAGUAACAUCCAUGUAUCAUUUCAACGUUGUAUCAAAUGGAAAUGAAGAAUCAUUCUCUUUCAUGUGCAAAAAUGGAAGCCAGGAAUCUCGGUGGCUGUUUACUUCAACAGGGAAGUUACUUGGUGAUGACCCGCAACCCAUAGCCCAAGCAGAUAAAUGUGAUCGCUACAGCAUUGAUGGAGGAUGUCAAAGGUGGAACCAGCCACAGUGUAGGCACCACCAUCAACAUGGCUACACAGUUGAACUUAAUCGUGGUUAUUUUGUGUCUGAAGAUGAUUCGAGCUACAAUAUCUCAGAUACAAAUCUUGGCAUCAGUGAUUGUAAAGUUAGCUGCUGGGGCAACUGUAACUGUGUGGCUUAUACUUCUCUAUUUGCAAAUAGAUCUGGAUGCAAAUUUUGGACAAAUAUUUCCAACUUCGUUCCAGACGACUUGACAUAUUUAGAUCUUGUCUAUAUUCUAUCUCGAAAGCUUUCUCACAGCGGUAAGUUUCCUCUUUCUGUUUCUAUGAACAAUAGACAAGAUUCCAAUUUGAACAACAUAUCUUGGGCCCUUGUCAUGAGAAGCAUUUUUACGUGCACGGAGCAAACCCAAAGCCUUAAGAUGAUUUAG
Quercus lobata is the source of this 1314-nucleotide messenger RNA. RefSeq names its product G-type lectin S-receptor-like serine/threonine-protein kinase CES101. Bases 1 to 1314 code for a protein of 437 amino acids. The record is from RefSeq and is a predicted model, not a curated record. The transcript has a single exon. NCBI's taxonomy places the organism in Eukaryota, Viridiplantae, Streptophyta, Magnoliopsida, Fagales, Fagaceae.